UUGAAGAGUUCCAAUGUGUUCAUUGGCUAAAAAGUUGCAGGUUGUCAGUUUAAACAACAUGGAGUCGCUUGCGACAGUCCAUGUUCUGGGAUAUGGCAAUGUUACACCACUCUUGGACAAAGCUGUACAAUGUGUGGUGACAAAUCUCUCCUCCAUUUGUAUUGAAAGUGUCACCUUGUUGCCAGGCAACCUGAAAGACAAGUGUCUUUAUCUUAUGUCAAAGAGAGGCUGUAUCACAGAUACAAAUCUCCCCAAGGUGAUUCAUGAAAAUCUGAAGGUUUUAGAUUUAAGUGAAUCAGAUGUAUCCGAUGAAGGACUUCAGCACCUAUGUAAAUGUCCACAACUUCAGAAGAUAGACCUCAACUCGGCCAAACAGUCACGUCUCAACAUCUCGUCACAAGGCAUUACGCAGCUGGCAAAAAAGUGUCCCAGCCUACAGACGGUGUACCUCAGACGAUGUCUGAACCUCACAGACGAGGCCGUCAUAGCACUGUCUGCACACUGUCCUCGACUCCGUUACCUAAAUGUGGGCGGGUGUACGCUGUUGACAGAUAGGUGCCUGGAGGCCCUAGGGAAAAACUCCCGCUUCCUCAGUUGUCUCAACAUGGCCAAUACUAAGAUUACAGAUGGAGGAAUCAUGCACAUAGCUAAUGGCGCCUGUAACCAGUGUCUGAAGGAAGUCCACAUAAAUGGGUGUAAGGAGUUGACUGAUGAAUCCGUAGAAGCAAUUCUCCAAUUCUGUCCUCAGAUCAACAUUUUUCUCUUCCAUGGCUGUCCGAAAAUCACAGAAAUGGCCAGGCAAGCACUAGAGACAGUCACAUUAGAACGAGCCUCACCCAUGAAGCAGGUCACUUGGACAAUCUAUUGAUCAACUGGACACCACACUUACUGUGUGGUCAAGAAUGCAAUGACCAAAAUCAUGUAUUUGCCAUAUUCUUAAUUUCAUCUGAUUCAUUAGUUACCGAUCGUUGACCAUGACCUAACUCAGAUGUUCUUUCAAUGACCUUGUGAUUUAAACAAACCUAACGUUUAAGUAUCACACAUUAAGGAUGUAGUAAUAUUUGUUAUAGUUGUGUGUAGACUUUGUACCACACUGUGAUCUGCUCCUUUAUUUUAUCACCAUUGGCAAAAAGUAUUGUUGAAUCGAAACCCACAAACUGUCCAUAAGUUUUGGACGAUAGGUGGAAGAGAGUUUUUGUUAUUUCUAUAAUAGUGUAUUGCAUUGCAGUUGUACCAAUCAAAUUACUACAUGUGGUGAAUUGUCAAAACCAUAUUUCCAAUAAAUAUCCUAUAUGGUAAACAUUAUAUAAUUACACUAUUGCGUGAUAGAAAUUGUAUGCGACCCAUUGAUUAUUGCCUAUUUCAUUGAAAUUGAAAUAAAUACAACCUUGUUGAAUUGAAA
Messenger RNA from Ostrea edulis (European flat oyster), 1402 nucleotides. Its product is annotated as protein AMN1 homolog. Gene Ontology annotation, molecular function: protein binding. NCBI's taxonomy places the organism in Eukaryota, Metazoa, Mollusca, Bivalvia, Ostreida, Ostreidae. The transcript is spliced from 7 exons. Bases 14 to 868 code for a protein of 284 amino acids. The record is from RefSeq and is a predicted model, not a curated record.